CCUCGGGGGGACUUUCCCGGUUCCUUGGGGGCCCCCGGCCCCGCCGGUGCGUCCCACCGGGGCCCUUCGGCACCUGUUUGUGGCCAUUCGUCCCUGAGCGUGUCCAGUCCCUGUCUGGGCUCGCUGACAGUGUCUGUCCUCACGGUCUCUUGCGGUAGCAAGGUCCUCAAGUUCGCUACCUGCUGUGAAAAGAAGUGUUUUCUUGUGUUUAUCUGAUACUCAUCUCUGACUGCCUUCCAGGGGUGCCCCCUCUUUCUGUGCCGCUUGUCCUGGUGAAUUCUGCUGCUCCUCCGGCUGCCCUGGCGCGCGGAGCCCACGGCUCCGGAGAGCGGUCGGCAAUGCCUCCGAACCCGUCCGGUGGUGCGACUGCCCGGUCCGAGUUCAGCACCGCAAACAGGCCUCCGAGCAGUCCUGGUGACAGCGAGGCAGCGCCAGAGAAACACUGACGUCGUCAUCAGUUUCUCCGUCCACCAGAAAGAGAAAAAAAGGUCUCUGCCGCAACCAGUUACUCCAGCUACAGAAGACACAGGGAGCUGCAGAGAUAUGCACUCUCAGGAUGGACUCAUACCUGAUCCAAGUGAAUGGCCACGGUGAUCGCGCUCCUGUGCUGGACGUUCAUCUCAAUACCAAUGGGAACAACAUGUCUCUGGGGAAGGUGAAGGGCCGGAAGCCAAGGUGGGCUGUCAGGGCUUCUGAAAUGUCAAAGAAGACUUUCAAUCCUGUCCGAGCCAUCGUAGACAGCAUGAAGGUGGAGCCCAACCCAAAGAAAGCCAUGAUCUCCUUGUCCCUAGGAGACCCGACAGUCUUUGGAAAUCUUCCCACAAAUGAUGAGGUCACCCAGGCUGUGAAGGAGGUUUUGGACUCGGGACGUUACAACGGUUAUGCUCCAUCUGUUGGCUACCAGUCGUGCCGGGAAGCGGUUGCUGCAUACUACAGCUGCCCGGAGGCACCCCUGGAGGCCCAGGACGUCAUCCUAACGAGCGGCUGCAGCCAGGCCAUAGAGCUUGCCUUGGCGGUGCUGGCCAAUCCAGGCCAGAACAUCCUAGUGCCGCGGCCCGGCUUCUCCCUCUACAAGACGUUGGCACUGUCCAUGGGGAUUGAAGUCAAGCUCUACAACCUCUUGCCGGAGAAGUCCUGGGAAAUUGAUCUGAAGCAUUUGGAGUCUCUGGUGGAUGAGAAGACAGCUUGUCUCAUCAUGAACAACCCGUCCAACCCCUGUGGCUCUGUGUUCAGCAAGAGCCACCUCCAGAAGAUCCUGGCAGUGGCCUCAAGACAGUGCGUGCCCAUCCUCGCUGAUGAGAUCUACGGAGACAUGGUGUUUGCUGACUGCAAAUACGAACCUAUUGCAACUCUCAGCACCAAUGUGCCAAUCUUGUCCUGUGGCGGCUUGGCAAAGCGGUGGCUCGUCCCUGGCUGGCGCAUGGGCUGGAUCCUGAUCCAUGACAGGAGAGACAUCUUUGGUAAUGAGAUCAGGGAUGGCCUUCUAAGACUCAGUCAGAGGAUCUUAGGGCCUUGUACAAUUGUCCAAGGAGCACUGGAACAUAUCUUGCACCGAACACCCCCUGAGUUCUACCACAACACCCUCAGCAUCCUCAAGUCCAAUGCUGACCUUUGCUAUGCUGCCCUGUCAGCUAUCCCUGGCCUCCAGCCUGUCCGGCCUGCAGGAGCCAUGUACCUCAUGGUUGAGAUUGAGAUGGAGCAUUUCCCCGAGUUCGAAAAUGACGUGGAGUUCACUGAGCGGCUCAUCUCGGAGCAGUCUGUGUUCUGUCUGCCAGCCACGUGCUUUGAGUACCCGAAUUUCUUCCGCGUAGUGAUCACAGUGCCUGAGGAGAUGAUCUUGGAGGCCUGCAGCCGCAUCCAGGAGUUCUGUGAGAUGCACUACCAGGGUGCCGAGGGGGCCCAGGAUAUGGAGUGUGACAAGUAACCGCAACGGCUCCUGCUCCGCCAGGCCAAGCCUUGUCUGAGGCGGCAGCGGGGAAGGCAGGGCUGCUUCCCGUCGGCCUCUUCCUCCCGCUGCCUGCAGAUAGCAGCCAUCCUGCGGCUCCACCAUUUGUGCCUCCACAGCCCCCUCAGCACCAUGGGAAGAAGCAGCCGCUUCUCUCUCCUCCUACGCUGCAGCCCACAGACCAUCCAGUGCCAGUGCUCCCCACGUCCUUUGCCCCUGCGCCCUCCACAUGGGUCUGUCGUGGCCCUUGAGCCAGCUGUGGGCAGGCACGCAUCGCUGCCCUGCCGCGACCAGCCUCGGGCUCUGAGCAGCCACCCGCUCCUGGUCCCUUUGGGUGGCAGCCCCUGGGCCAGGCUGUGCCCCGGAGCAGGAGACGGCAGUCCUCCCAGGUGGCAAGGAACAAGGUACCUGAGGUCUUGCUUUUUCUGGGUGUCUUAAGAAGCCAGAGCUCUUUAUACUGAGCCCUUUGUGCAGCAAAGGGAGUAAGUUAUUUUCACUUUUUUUAAUUAAUAAAUGUUCUGACAUGCCA
Molecule: messenger RNA, 2474 nt
Organism: Dromaius novaehollandiae (emu)
Lineage: Eukaryota; Metazoa; Chordata; Aves; Casuariiformes; Dromaiidae
Gene: TAT
Product: tyrosine aminotransferase
Exons: 13
Coding region: 557-1924 (455 amino acids)
Biological process (GO): L-tyrosine catabolic process; biosynthetic process; L-phenylalanine catabolic process
Molecular function (GO): L-tyrosine:2-oxoglutarate transaminase activity; pyridoxal phosphate binding
Source: RefSeq, a predicted model, not a curated record